Pseudozyma hubeiensis SY62 is the source of this 618-nucleotide messenger RNA. RefSeq names its product potential forkhead-like transcriptional regulator. NCBI's taxonomy places the organism in Eukaryota, Fungi, Basidiomycota, Ustilaginomycetes, Ustilaginales, Ustilaginaceae. Gene Ontology annotation, molecular function: DNA-binding transcription factor activity, RNA polymerase II-specific; RNA polymerase II cis-regulatory region sequence-specific DNA binding. Gene Ontology annotation, biological process: regulation of transcription by RNA polymerase II. Bases 1 to 618 code for a protein of 205 amino acids. The transcript is spliced from 2 exons. The record is from RefSeq and is a predicted model, not a curated record.
AUGAGAUUCCCACCGCUGUCUUCGGAGCACGAGAUGUCACGCCCACGAGAGCUUUUUUGGAACAUCAAGCAGCAGUCAUCGGAACGUCCUGAGAGUAGGCCGAUGACCUUUCUACACGUCGGCAAUGAUCCGUUGACAAGGGUUUUGUCUGGCUCUGACAGCAGGUCCAUGUCCCGAUUGUUCCGAUCGCAACACUUCCAAGCCGUAUGGGAGCGACUCGACUCGGGCAGCUCCGAAACACGCCCACCUCAUCCGUAUACGGAACUCAUCAAGCUCUGCAUCCUCAAACGUCGCGAGGGGAAACUCACACUCAAUCAGCUUUAUCGGGACCUCGAGGAAAAGUUUCCAUUUUUCGCCACGUCGCAAAAUGGCAAAGGCUGGAGACGCAUCAUCCGUCGUUCCUCGAUUCGAAUGGGCUCACGAGCUGUGCAGUGCUACGGGAUCCUCAAACGCUCCCGAUAUCGCAGCUUCGGUCGCCGCUCUGCCACGCUUCGAGGACCUUGCCGUUCGGAGGAAUGUGGACGAGCUUCUCCGAAGCCGUUACGCAUCCUCCCCAAGAUCGACUCGAACCGACAAACCAGCGUUUGUGCCUCCCGUGUCAAUGCGCCGACUCUCUAG